Triticum aestivum (bread wheat) is the source of this 2268-nucleotide messenger RNA. Its product is annotated as protein NRT1/ PTR FAMILY 8.3. Gene Ontology annotation, cellular component: membrane. Bases 268 to 2064 code for a protein of 598 amino acids. Lineage: Eukaryota; Viridiplantae; Streptophyta; Magnoliopsida; Poales; Poaceae. Gene Ontology annotation, molecular function: transmembrane transporter activity. The record is from RefSeq and is a predicted model, not a curated record. The transcript has 4 exons. Gene Ontology annotation, biological process: transmembrane transport.
CUACUCUGAGCUUAACUCUGAACCGAAAGAGAGAGAUGAGGAGCAGCUAAUCAGUAGAGAUCUUGUGCUACAUCACUUUCGCCGCCCACGUCCCAUAAACAUCAGCAAUCGCGAGAGCGGCAUUGAAGGACAGUUGGGUAGGCCGUAGCUACUUGAAACGGGGGCUUCCGUGGCGAAUCCGGGCUGCUCCGGUGUCUUGGUGCCUUGGGUUGUAAGGGAAGGUGACAUGACCCGCCGCCUAUCCCUCCACCUUUUGCACCAACAACCAUGAAUGGCGCCAAGGCUCACGGUCCCGCACCGCCCGCACGCCCAAGGCCGCCUCUGAAGGACGAGAUGGCGUCCUCUGCUGGUAAUGGCAAGGAGACGGCCGCGCUCGAGUCCGGCCAAGCGUCGUCGUCGUCCUCCUCCUCCUCCUCGCCGGCUGCUGCUGCGAAGAUGACGGCGGUGGCGGGGAAACCGCGCCCCUUCACCUGGACAGGGCCUGCCAUUGUUAUGGGCUUCGAGUUGCUGGAGAGCAUCGCCUUCUCCGGCGUUGCGCUGAACCUGGUCAUCUACCUGGGCACCGUGCUCCAUGGCACCACCGCCUUCAACGCCGCCCACGUCGACACCUGGAACGGGACCACCUUCAUCGUCCCCGUCCUCGUCGCCUUCCUCGCCGACAGCUGCUGGGGCAAAUACAACACCAUCGUCGUCUCGCUCCUCUUCUACCUCGCCGGCCUCGUGCUGCUCACCCUGUCCGCGGCGAUCUCGCCCUUCCGGCCGUCGUCGUGCCAGGGGCUCUCGUGUCCGCCGGCCUCACGGACCCAGUUCUCGGUCUUCUUCGCGGCGCUGUACCUGACCUCCAUCGGCACGGGGGGCGUCAAGUCGGCGCUCCUCCCGUUCGGGGCGGAACAGUACGACGACAGCAGCCCGGAGGAGAGUCGGAGGAAGCAGUCCUUCUUCACCUGGUUCUUCGGCGCCAUCAACCUGGGCAUCUUCGUCGCCGGGACGCUCGUGUCCUGGCUGCAGCAGAACGUGUCCUGGGCGCUCGGCUUCGGCGUCUCCGCGCUCUGCCUGCUCCUGGCGGCCGCGGGCUUCCUGGCCGGCACGCCCUGGUACAGGGUGCAGCUCCCCGCCGGUAGCCCGCUCAGGGACAUCCUCAGGGUGGUGGUGGCGUCCGUGAAGAAGAGGAAGACCAGGCUGCCUGCAGCUGCGGGUCAAGGUGACCUUGGCCUGCACGAGGUGGCGGAAGACGACGACCUGCAGAAGCUGGUGCACACCAAAGGGCUCAGGUGUCUGGACAAGGCCGCGGCGAAGGGCGGCGACGGCCACGAAGGCCCGUGGAAUCUGUGUACCGUGAGCGAGGUGGAGGCCGUGAAGAUCCUGGCACGCAUGGUGCCCAUCUGGGUGACGUGCGUGCUGUACGCGGCGUCCCUGGGGCAGAUGACUACCACCUUCAUCCAGCAGGGGAUGACCAUGGACAACAAGCUGCUCGGGAAGGUGAAGGUGCCGGUGGCGUCGAUGGUGUCGAUCGAGGUGGUGUUCAUGCUGCUGUGGGUGCUUCUGCACGACGCCGUCAUCAUGCCGCUCGCCCGGAAGUGGGGCCGAGCCGGGAGCGCCGGGCUGUCCCAGCUGCAGCGGAUGGGCGUGGGGAGGGUCCUGGUGGUUCUGGCCAUGGCGACGGCGGCGCUGGUGGAGAGCCGGCGGCUGCGCGUGGCCGGCGCGGGCAGGAAGAUGGGCAUCGCGUGGCAGGUGCCGCAGUUCGUGCUGGUGGCCGGGUCGGACGUGUUCUGCGGGAUCGCGCAGCUGGAGUUCUUCUACGGGGAGGCGCCGGCGUCGAUGCGCAGCAUCUGCUCCGCCUUCUCCUUCCUCGCGCUGUCGCUGGGGUUCUACGUCAACUCGGUGGUGGUGACGGCGGUGGCGGCGUUGAGGCCCGGGUGGCUGACGCGCGACCUCAACGAGGGGCACCUGGAUUACUACUUCUGGCUGUGGGCCGUCAUCAGCGCCGGUAACCUGCUGCUCUACCUGCUGCUUGCCGCCCGGUACACGCCCAAACAAGUCCUCCGCCACUCGCCAUCGCCAUAGCCGCCGGCACCGAGUUAGCUAAUGCACUGCUCCGUACUAUGAUGAAUGUCUGAAUGAUGAUGUAACUUGGACACAUCACGCCAUAGAAGUCUCGCUGGAUAUAACUCUUGUUUUGUACAUGCUCAGAGGGUGUUGUUAACGAUAACAAGCUGGGAGAUAUGAAAGGCAGUUUUUCUUUAUAUUAGCAAAACAAUUGAUGAAUAA